CACCACUCAACCCUUACUAGCCGUCAUCACCUCGAUCUGAUUUUGUUCUGGACUGUAUAGCGUUGCUAUUCGUUUUCCUUGCUGUCUAACAAUAAAUCUCUGGCUUGCAUUUUGCCCGUGGAUCCCAUCCAGACCGCUGCAACAUGGCUCUUCUCCAAGCUAGAGUCAAGAGUGUCCUUUCGGGCGAUACCUUGAUUAUUACCAACCAGAAAGGCGCUGAGCGUACUCUGUCUCUAGCAUAUAUUUCUGCUCCUCGUCUGAAGAGAGAAGGGGACGAACCCUUUGCCUUUCAAUCCCGCGAGUUCAUCCGAGAACAAUGUCUCGGCAAGGUCAUUCAAUUCCAAGUCCUUUACGCCAUUCCUACCACGAAACGAGAAUACGGCCGAGUUAAACUUCCUACCGGAGUUGAGUUACCGGAUCUGAUCGUGCAGGAAGGUUGGGCCAAAGUACGAGAGGAUGCGGGUAAGAAGGAGGAUGACGAGAAUGCGCUGGCAUACUUGGACAAGCUCCGAACCCUCGAAGGUGAGGCAAAGUCAGAGGGCAAAGGUGUCUGGGGUAAAGGUGGUCAUAUCGAGACGUCCUCAGAGGUUGCCGACCCCAAUGCCCUAGUCGAGCAAUACAAGGGCAAGAAGAUCGAUGCCAUUAUUGAGCGUGUCCUCACUGGGGAUCGCUUGAUCGCACGUGUCAUGCUCACCCCCACCAAGCACGUUCAGACAAUGUUGGUCAUGGCGGGGAUAAGAACUCCAGCCACGAAAAGAACCUCUCCCGAAGGGAAGGAUAUCCCUGCGGAACCAUAUGGUACCGAAGCGCAUACAUUUGUGGAGGAAAGAUUACACCAACGAAAGUGUGCGGUUGAAUUGCUCGGGGUGACACCACAAAAUCAACUCAUCGCAAAUGUACUACACCCCAAAGGCAACAUUGCAAAAUUCCUGCUUGAAGCUGGUCUGGCCAGAUCGAAUGACCAACAUGUCACUCUGCUUGGAAACGAGAUGUCGCAAUUCAGACAAGCUGAGAACGCUGCAAAGACUGCGCGAAGGGGUAUCUUUACUGGAGUUUCCUCCAAAGCUGCUGGCGUACAGGAGGCUGAUUUUACCGUCUCACGAGUACUCAAUGCCGAGACCGUCUUCAUUAGAACUCGAUCUGGCGAAGAGCGGAAAGUGACUCUUUCAAGCAUACGUCAACCCAAGCCUUCCGAUCCGAAGCAAGCUCCAUUCGGCGCCGAUGCAAAGGAAUUCCUGAGGAAGCGUUUGAUCGGUAAGCAUGUCAAGGUCAGCAUUGACGGCAAGAGACCUGCUUCGGAAGGUUUCGAGGAGCGAGAAGUGGCCACCGUCAUCAUCAACGGGAAAAAUAUUGCCUUGACUAUGGUCGAAGCUGGAUAUGCUUCUGUCAUCAGACAUAGACGCGAUGAUGAUGAUCGUUCCCCGGACUACGAUGCUCUCCUUCUCGCAGAAGAAACCGCCCAAAAGGAAGAAAAGGGCAUGUGGUCACCAAAAGCACCAGCGGCCAAGAAAUAUCAGGAUUACUCCGAAAGUCUACAGAAGGCCAAAAUGGAGGCUUCAGUUCUGCAGAGGCAGAAGAAGGUCCCCGCCGUGGUCGAUUUUGUGCGAGCUGGCUCGAGAUUCGUCGUCCUUGUUCCUCGCGAAAAUGCCAAGUUGACCUUUGUCCUAUCCGGAAUCCGCACUCCCAAGCCCGCAAGACAGCCGGGCGAUGCUUCUGAGCCAUUUGGGCAAGAGGCUCUGGAUUUUGCCAGCAGGAGAUGCAUGCAGCGAGAUGUUGAGAUCGACGUCGAAAACACUGACAAGGUCGGUGGCUUCAUCGGCACCAUGUACGUCGGGCGUGAAAACUUUGCCAAAACCUUGGUCGAAGAAGGUCUAGCAUCAGUGCACGCCUACUCCGCCGAACAAAGUGGACACGCCAAUGAGCUCGUCGCCGCCGAAAAGAAAGCCAAGGAAGGACGAAAGGGUAUGUGGCAUGAUUGGGACCCCAGCCAGGAGCAGGAAGAGCAAGCAGAAGAAGCCCCUCUUCCCACCAACGGCACCAACGGAACCAACGGGGAAUCGACCGAGAGGAGAAAGGACUACCGUGAUGUGAUGGUGACGCAUGUCGACGAGGCCGGAAAACUCAAGAUCCAACAGAUCGGGUCUGGCACGACCGGCUUGACCGAGCUGAUGAACGCCUUCAAAUCCUUCCACCUCAACAAGGCGAACGACACCCCUCUACCGGGACCUCCCAAGGUCGGGGACGUCGUCGCCGCCAAAUUCACGCUGGACAACGAAUGGUACCGGGCCAAGGUACGGAGGGUCGACCGCGAAGGCAAGAAGGUCGACGUGACCUACCUCGACUAUGGCAAUUCGGAGACGGUGCCCUGGAGUCGCCUGCGGCCCCUGACCCAGCCCCAAUUCUCGACGCAGAAAUUGAAGCCGCAAGCCACGGACGCGGUCCUUUCCUUCCUGCAGCUGCCCACCUCUCAGCAGUACCUCCGAGACGCGGUCGACUUCGUCAUGGAGCAGACCGAGGGUCGGGAGUUGGUCGCGAACGUGGACUACGUCGCCCCCGAGGGCACCCUGUAUCUCACCCUGCUCGACCCCAAGGUUUCGUCAAAGAUCGACGAGAGCAUCAACGCCGAGGUGGUCAGAGAAGGGCUGGCCAUGAUCCCGACGAAAUUGAAGGCCUGGGAACGACAAUCGGCGGACACGUUGACCCAGCUGCGAGCCCUCCAGGAUCAGGCCAAGGAGGCCCGCAGAGGCAUGUGGGAGUAUGGUGAUUUGACGGAAGAUUAAACAAAAAAGUCCGACGUCUGGACUCGCAUCGACGUUGAUGCGAAUGGGCACUCGAACCAAGGUAAGGGGACCGUCAGACCGAGGAUUCCACACACACACACACACACACACACACACAACAAGGAGAACGACAGUUUACAGACAGAAGCAUUUACGACACGCCAGAGGGGAAAAAAAACCAAAAAGCAUUUUCCACGUCAAAAAAGGGACCGUUCGGGCACCCAAAAAAAAAUUGGCACAAUUCAGCGACCUGGCUCUUUGUCCCUUUUCCUGUUUUUGCACAUAGCAUGGCGAAUUUGACGAACCUGUUGAAGUAAGCAAGUACAUACCUACAUAGCAACCUUCACAAUACCCAUGAUGAGCAUGACCAUGACCCACGUCGAGUGAGGGAUGGAGCUGAU
Messenger RNA from Exophiala oligosperma, 3181 nucleotides. RefSeq lists its product as uncharacterized. The coding region runs from base 144 to 2780 and encodes 878 amino acids. Gene Ontology annotation, biological process: regulatory ncRNA-mediated gene silencing; mRNA catabolic process. Gene Ontology annotation, cellular component: RISC complex; cytosol; nucleus. Gene Ontology annotation, molecular function: RNA binding; nuclease activity. The transcript is spliced from 2 exons. Lineage: Eukaryota; Fungi; Ascomycota; Eurotiomycetes; Chaetothyriales; Herpotrichiellaceae. The record is from RefSeq and is a predicted model, not a curated record.